Messenger RNA from Pistacia vera, 1575 nucleotides. RefSeq lists its product as uncharacterized. Lineage: Eukaryota; Viridiplantae; Streptophyta; Magnoliopsida; Sapindales; Anacardiaceae. Bases 331 to 1266 code for a protein of 311 amino acids. The record is from RefSeq and is a predicted model, not a curated record. The transcript has 4 exons.
UUAUACAGAAGACCAAAGGAAAGAGAAGCUACCUACUACGAAAACUGACCUAAACACAUACACAAAACUCAACAAUAGACACACAGCAAAGACGUCUCUCUAUCUCUUUGCUCUUAUCUCCAUCUGGGUUUUUCAAAAAUUUUCGUUUCUAAGAUGCAGUUACGUUGGAUGGCAUGGUAUAAUAGACCGAUGAUUGUUCUACUGUCAUAACCUGGAGCUGGUUGGUUUAUGCUUUGAAUUUUCAAUAAGUUUCUGUUAAUUGGAUCUACGUUUCUUUUCUGGGAGGAAAGUGCAUAUCAUGUGCUUCUGGGUUUUUGUGUAAUUAAUAGUAUGGCCUUUGAACGUUUUCGUGGGAGGGGGCGCCAACUGAAUGCCUCCGACAUUGAGGAUGUUCAGUUGAAUACCAAUUGGAAUGAUGUGAUUUGCCCAAUAUGCUUGGAUUUCCCUCACAAUGGUGUACUUCUCCAAUGUUCAUCUUAUGAAAAAGGAUGUCGUGCUUUUGUGUGUGACACAGAUCAUUUGCACUCAAAUUGUUUGGACCGUUUCAAAAAUGCCUAUGGUAUGUCACCCCCAUCAACUUCUGAUGUAAACCCCACGACAGACAUUCAACCAGUGGCAUCAGAGGGUAGUUGCAGACCAGCUUGUCCCUUGUGUAGAGGUGAAGUCACAGGGUGGGUGGUUGUUGAUAAGGUCCGUACAAUUCUGAAUGAGAAGAAGCGUGGUUGUGAGGAGGACCGAUGUUCUUUUACUGGAACCUACAUGGAACUACAAAAACAUGCUCAACUAGAGCACCCCCAUUCCCGUCCUUCAAAAAUUGAUCCUGCUCGGCAGCUUGAUUGGGAAAAUUUCCAGCAGUCGUCUGAGAUCAUUGAUGUUUUGAGCACAAUCCAUUCAGAAGUACCACGUGGGGUGGUUUUGGGAGACUAUGUUAUUGAAUAUGGGGAUGAUGACACCGGAGAUGAAUUUGAAGACUUCCCUGGUGAUGAGGGCAACUGGUGGACCUCCUGCAUCUUGUAUCAGGUAUUUGAUAACUUAAGGAAUGCUAGAAACAGAAGGAGAUCAAGAGUCAGUGAUACUAGAAGAGGAAGUCGCCGCCUGAGUUAUGAUACUUCUAACUCUGAUGAAGGUUCCGUGACGUCUGUAGAAUUUGCAGAGUAUAGAAUAGAUGAGACAGAUGAUGAGUUUGUGAGUACAAGUGGCCCUUCCAGAGGUAGCUCUGGUUAUCGCAGUUCACGGAGACGUCGAUCCCGCUUCUAUGACAAUUAGUGCCAGAAUAGAAAAAUGAAAGCAAAUGAUCAAAAGAGAAGGGUUUCGUGAUGAUGAUCCUUGGGAGUAGAAAGCACUACUGGGAUACUAAAUCCAAUUAGCAUUCAAACAUGUAAAAGCUACAUCUGUGACAUAUUCUGUUACAUAUUUGUGCUGGACAUGAAUUUCAAACUCUAGAAUUCCAAGUGGUUCUGCUUUGACCACUUCUGUUUCCGAAAUCUUCUUGCUUUUAUGUUUGCUUAGAUACUAAUUUGUCUCUAACCAUUUUGUUCACAUUAUUCGGUUUAUAAACUUUUAGAACUUUAUACA